AUGGCCGCCAAGGACUUCAAAGCCCUGUUCGAGUCUGACUCGUUCGUCUCCCAGUAUAGGACCGGCGAGAAGAUCACGGGCACAUUCGCCAAGUGCCUCAUCAGCCAAAGCGGGAUCCUCACGGAGUUCAAGACCAAGUCGCAGCCUGACAGACCUCUUGUCGUUCUUGAUAAUGCAUGCGGUACCGGGGUGGUGUCGAGCAUCCUCCACCACGAGCUUGACGAGCACGUUAGGAAGCAGUGGACCCUGACCUGUGGUGAUAUCUCCGAGGGGAUGCUCAAGUAUACACGCGCCAGAGUGGAGGAGGAGGGGUGGCUAAAUGUCGAGGUGAAGAGUGUGGAUGCGCAGGAGACGGGUCUUCCGUCUGGGCAGUUUACGUAUAUGUUUACUGCAUUUGGUACGUCGGAUAUUCUUCUGCAGGACUUGGGACUGAUUCUCUUCGAGCGUUCAUGGCACUUCCUAAGUCACAGGCUGCGUUGGAUGGUAAGUACUUCCAUCCAUACUUCACGACCAACAAACACUCACAUGUAUAUCCUGCCAUCAGAGUCACUGAGGAUUCUCCAACCGGGUGGAACGAUCGCCUUCUCAACGUGGAUUGAGCCCGGAUGGGUCUCCGUCAUGAAAAAGGCCAUCGCAACAAUGCCAGGCAAUCUCCCCUUCCCCACGGCAGAAGAAUUCCUCUCUACACUCGGCGACGGGCAGUGGAAUUCCGUACCGUGGAUCGAAUCCCAGCUUCAGCAGCGGGGAUUCACAGAUAUCAACGUCAAGGCCGAUACGAAGCACAUUCCGCUGACCACCAAGGAGGUGCUGGACUCGACUAUGAUGAUGUUCUCCGUGAUCACGCAGAAGUUCUGGACGGCGGAACAGCGAGAGCAGCAUGAGGCUAAGGUUCGGCCAGCACUGGCGCGAUAUCUGGAAGAGCAGUAUGGGGAGGAUGGGGUUGUGCCGAUGGAUUGGGUUGCUAUUCUUUCUACGGCGCGGAAGGCAUGCUGA
Penicillium lagena is the source of this 993-nucleotide messenger RNA. RefSeq names its product gliotoxin thiomethyltransferase (gene gtmA). The record is from RefSeq and is a predicted model, not a curated record. Lineage: Eukaryota; Fungi; Ascomycota; Eurotiomycetes; Eurotiales; Aspergillaceae. The transcript has 2 exons. The coding region runs from base 1 to 993 and encodes 330 amino acids.